AUAAAUGAUAACAACGUUGAAAUUUUGCACGUUCAUUAUUUCUUUAGUAUCGUUUGAAUUAUCAAAGACAUUCGACACAGAGAAAAUGUUACGGCAAUUUCUUUUCCUUACGUUAGUUUGCAUCUUUUGCACUGCCAGCAAUGCACUGAAACUUCAAAUGGUUACCUUAGGGAUGGAGGAUUUCAUCAAAAGGAUGAACGAUUUUGAGAGAAAGAUUCUGCAAGGAUACGUCGACAAAUUCGCCAUGUUUCAUCUUGCUAUGACGUUUAGUUAUUACACGAUCUGCGUGGCCUUUAUCCUUGGACCAACGAUAUUACCACGUCCAUUUCCAACAUUUGCCGAAUAUCCGUUCAAAAUAGAAUCGCAUCCAAUCCAUGAGAUCAUUUAUUUUCAACAAGCAUUCGUUGGCAUCCAAGCGGCCGUAGGUGUGACCAUAGAUUGUCAGAUUGCUUUUUUACUUUGGUACACAGGUGCCAGAUUCGAAAUUUUAACGAUUAAAUUGAUUAAUAUCGUUAACGAAGAUGAAUUAAAUGACUGCAUUAAAUUACAUCACGAUUUACUUAGAUAUGGAAAGGACGUCAUCAAAGCAGUACGUUUUAUAAUACUCACAAGUAUUGGUGUUUCUUCGGUGUGCAUAAUAUUCGGUGGUGUUCAAUUUCUAUUCGCAGAUUCGAUAACACUGAAACUUCAAUUUGUCUCAUUGAUGAUCGGAUCGAUAUUCGAAUUGUUUUUAUGCUGUCGACCAGCAGAUAAUCUGAUGGAAAUGAGUUCUGCAGUUGGAUUGGCAGCAUAUCAGUCAAAUUGGAUCGAUAAAUCUAAAAAAAUGAAAAGCAGUAUAUAUAGUUUAAUUCAAAGGUCACAGAAACCUUUGACCAUUUCGAUCGAUGGUAUCUUACCUUCUUUAUCAUUGCAGUAUUAUCUAUCGUUUCUAAGUGCAUCCUUUCGAUACUUUACAACUAUCCGAGCCUUUCUGAUAGAAUAACAUUUUGAAAAAAAAAAAAAAGAAAAAAUGAAAAUAAUACAUUAACA
Messenger RNA from Vespa mandarinia (Asian giant hornet), 1029 nucleotides. RefSeq lists its product as uncharacterized. Gene Ontology annotation, molecular function: olfactory receptor activity; odorant binding. Gene Ontology annotation, cellular component: plasma membrane. The record is from RefSeq and is a predicted model, not a curated record. Gene Ontology annotation, biological process: sensory perception of smell; detection of chemical stimulus involved in sensory perception of smell. NCBI's taxonomy places the organism in Eukaryota, Metazoa, Arthropoda, Insecta, Hymenoptera, Vespidae.